CUUAUUUGCGCGUAUAUGUUAGAGAAUCUUGGAAUAUCUUUUUCAGAUUCACAUGUUCUCGCUUGUUAUCAACACGCGUAUAAGACUUCUAUUUCUUUCCUCUUGUUUUGCUAAGAGCGGACAACGUAUUACUAAAAAAAUCCACUUGGUCUGAUCCAAUAGUGAAAGAUGAACUGUUUGUACAUCGGUUUUAUAUUUUUCAUAUAUAAUUAUUAUGUAAUAUGGGGUCAGAACUCGAAAAUUCCAACUAAGAAUACUGUUCAUAAUGUUAACAGUGGGAACUCUAUGGUAAUAAUGGAGCAUAAAUCUACUGUAUUCCCAGGUCAUUGUCCGAAAGAUAUGAUUGUCUAUAACUUAAUCGACAGUGAGAAGAACGAAUCGAUAUGUGAUUGUAGACCUCGAUUCUUGUACUUCCGAUUGAACGAUUCUUGCCAUGAAGCUUACAGACAAGGUCCUUGUCCACCUAAGAAUUAUGUUGUUCUUCCUGAGAACGAGAUGGUUCCUCGCUGUGUGGAGAAUCCUUGCUUGCAAGAUGGAAUGGUGCAGUAUAAUGCCAAGUGUUAUCCUCUUAGAAAGAAAGGACCAUGUGCAUCCAAUGAAAUGAUAUUAAGUGUGAAUGAAACUACCUUCCAAUUGGAAUGUAUAGAUACAAGCAUUGGACCUCUGUACACAAUUGAUCCUCCUUUAAACCUCUGUCCAAAAGGCAGCGUUAGGAGUACACUUGGAAUAUGCAAAAAAAAAAAAUGGCAAACAAAGUCUCAGUGAUGCAUCAGGAUAAAAUAUUUUGUAUUUUAAUUUAAAUUAAGUCACUAUAGACGUAUCAUUUUCAUCCGCUACUUUGUUUCCAUAUAGAUGGACAGGUAUAGAGAGACCCAUCCACUGAGAACCUGAAUAAUUCAAAAUCUUUUGCAGACCUGUUGCUAUAAUUUAUUGCAAUGCAGCAAGACAUCUUGAAAUUGCAAUUUACAUUGGUUGCAGUCAGCCAAAAAAAAAAAACAGCUUUGCAACUAUUGUAAAAUUCUUUAAUACAAUUAGUUUUUUUUCUUAUUGUUAAUUUGUCACCAUGUACAUACAACCUGUCAGCCAGUGGACAGCCAGUGAACCAAGAUAGCGGGUGAGAAUCUAAUACUUAUUUCUAUAGUGUUCUAAUUUAAAUACAAGUUUAGGUACAUGCACACGUUACAAGAUAUACACUUGAAGAAUAUUAACUAAUAAAAUGUAAGCAUCAUAUAACAAA
Messenger RNA from Solenopsis invicta (red fire ant), 1237 nucleotides. RefSeq lists its product as uncharacterized. The transcript has 4 exons. The record is from RefSeq and is a predicted model, not a curated record. NCBI's taxonomy places the organism in Eukaryota, Metazoa, Arthropoda, Insecta, Hymenoptera, Formicidae. Bases 169 to 765 code for a protein of 198 amino acids.